Messenger RNA from Fraxinus pennsylvanica, 723 nucleotides. The record is from the annotation of a GenBank genome assembly. Lineage: Eukaryota; Viridiplantae; Streptophyta; Magnoliopsida; Lamiales; Oleaceae.
AUGGUCCAAAAUGUUAAUUACGAAAUCCCAUAUCAGAAGAAGCAGGUCCAGAAGACUCAACAACAGCUUGGUGAAUUAGAGCACAAGGAAGCUGAAAUAAAAAGGAAUGCAGCUCUUUCAGCUACAAAUUAUGAUCAGGCUAGUCAGGAGCUAGGACUGCAGGUUUUGCUUUUCUGCCAAUGUUUGUUGUUGUCGGCUUCUCUUGAUGCACCUUUAGAAGCAAAGUCUCAUGCAUUAAAGAAAACUCCUGUGUUUACGUUGACAAAUUUGAGGAAUAUUCGUGAAAAGCCCCCUUCGCUUAAUGUUUAUGUGACACAGUCUCUUAAUGUUAUUGCUCAAGGAUGCCAUGAUGAAUUGGCUGGGGAAACAAUCUCUCAGAUUGAUUGGGAUAUUGGCACUGUGGAAGAAACAGAAGACACUGGGAAUGGUUUGGGUCCUUAUGAAAUUCUUAAUGGUAGUGACAUUUUGGAAGAUUCUCCUAAGGAUGGUGUCGAAUUUCACCAGGUAAUGUCGAAUCCGGAGAACUCUGACGCUCCAUAUGCAUCCAUGUCAGAGAGCCCUUGGGAUAUAUUUGUUGAAAACCCACAGGUUGAUGGAACUGAAGAAGCUGAUUUGUCACGUACUGUUUCGAUACCUGGUUCAAAUUUGCUUAGUGAUUCAUCCGAAGCUCUCGACACUAACCAUAGUAGGAGUCAAGCUGUUGGAAAUAGAAUACCGGAAUAA